ACCUAAAAGAACUAGAUCUAACGGUGUUGCAGGAACCUAUACACUUUCUUCUAGAGGUUGUUUCAAUCCUAAUCCAGUUUUUACUAAAGACCCUAUUCCGGGUUUUACUGAAGACCCUAAUACGGAACCAGUAUCAUCAACAAGUUAUUUACCAUCUGGUUCCAAUAGAGGAAAUGCACCUAAUCCUGGUACACAGGAGGAUCCUUCACCUAAUUUUGGUACACAGAGCAAACCAGUUCCAAAUCCUGAUUCACAAGGAAAACAUUCUCCUAAUCCUGAUAAACAAGAGAAACCUGCACCUAAUCCUGGUUCACCUGAGAGAUCUUCAAAUGAUCAAACACCUAUUCCAAGUUUCUCAGAAGAACCCUAA
This is a messenger RNA of Racocetra fulgida, 370 nucleotides long. NCBI's taxonomy places the organism in Eukaryota, Fungi, Glomeromycota, Glomeromycetes, Diversisporales, Gigasporaceae. The record is from the annotation of a GenBank genome assembly.